CUUUUCGGCGCCACCACCUUCUUGGAAAUGAGUCAGAGCAAAGGGGAGGGGGCCCAGACCACUGCCUCCCCUGGCAGGCCCCAUAAAAGCCACCGUCACUGGGUCCCAGACACCAGAGCCAGCUCAAGACCUAGCAGUGGGACAGCCAGACAGCACGAUGGCACUGAGCUCCCAGAUCUGGGCCGCUUGCCUCCUCCUCCUUCUCCUCCUCGCCAGCCUGACCAGUGGCUCCGUUUUCCCACAACAGCCGGGACAACUUGCAGAGCUGCAACCUCAGGACAGAGCUGGAGCCAGGGCCAGCUGGAUGCCCAUGCUCCAGAGGCGAAGGAGGCGAGACACCCACUUCCCCAUCUGCAUUUUCUGCUGCGGCUGCUGUCAUCGAUCAAAGUGUGGGAUGUGCUGCAGGACGUAGAACCUUCCUGCCCUGCCCCCAUCCCCUCCCUUCCUUAUUUAUUCCUGCUGCCCCAGAACAUUGGUCUUGAAAUAAAACAGCUGAUUCUUUUGUUUUCCAAA
This is a messenger RNA of Rhinopithecus roxellana (golden snub-nosed monkey), 513 nucleotides long. It is a transcript of the gene HAMP, whose product is annotated as hepcidin antimicrobial peptide. Gene Ontology annotation, biological process: intracellular iron ion homeostasis. Gene Ontology annotation, cellular component: extracellular region. The coding region runs from base 158 to 412 and encodes 84 amino acids. NCBI's taxonomy places the organism in Eukaryota, Metazoa, Chordata, Mammalia, Primates, Cercopithecidae. The record is from RefSeq and is a predicted model, not a curated record. The transcript is spliced from 3 exons.